Messenger RNA from Equus quagga, 3854 nucleotides. RefSeq names its product collagen type VI alpha 1 chain (gene COL6A1). The coding region runs from base 53 to 3136 and encodes 1027 amino acids. The transcript is spliced from 35 exons. NCBI's taxonomy places the organism in Eukaryota, Metazoa, Chordata, Mammalia, Perissodactyla, Equidae. The record is from RefSeq and is a predicted model, not a curated record.
CCGCUUAACUCGGCUGGCUGGCGGGAGAGCACAGGCACGCAGGCCGGGGGACAUGAGGCUGGCCAGCGCUCUGCUCCUGCUGCUGCUGCAGGCCUGCUGGGCCGCUGCACAGGAUGACACAGCCGCCGUGAGGACCGUCGCCUUCCAAGACUGCCCCGUGGACCUGUUCUUCGUGCUGGACACCUCCGAGAGCGUGGCCUUGAGGCUGAAGCCCUACGGGGCCCUGGUGGACAAGGUCAAGGCCUUCACCAAGCGCUUCAUCGACAACCUGAGGGACAGGUACUACCGGUGUGACCGAAACCUGGUGUGGAAUGCUGGCGCGCUGCACUACAGCGAUGAGGUGGAGAUCAUCCGUGGGCUCACGCGCAUGCCCAGUGGCCGCGACGAGCUCAAGGCCAGCGUGGAUGCGGUCAAGUACUUCGGCAAGGGCACCUACACAGACUGCGCCAUCAAGAAGGGGCUGGAGGAGCUGCUCGUGGGUGGCUCCCACCUGAAGGAGAACAAGUACCUGAUCGUGGUGACCGACGGGCACCCCCUCGAGGGCUACAAGGAGCCAUGCGGGGGCCUGGAGGACGCCGUCAACGAGGCCAAGCACCUGGGCAUCAAAGUCUUCUCCGUGGCCAUCACGCCUGACCACCUGGAGCCACGUCUGAGCAUCAUCGCCACGGACCACACGUACCGGCGCAACUUCACGGCGGCCGACUGGGGGCAGAGCCGCGACGCAGAGGAGAUCAUCAGCCAGACCAUCGACACCAUCACCGACAUGAUCAAAAACAAUGUGGAGCAAGUGUGCUGCUCCUUCGAGUGUCAGCCCGCCAGAGGACCCCCAGGCCUGCGGGGCGACCCCGGGUAUGAGGGAGAACGAGGGAAGCCGGGUCUGCCUGGAGAGAAAGGAGAAGCCGGAGACCCCGGAAGGCCCGGGGACCUCGGACCCGUUGGCUACCAGGGGAUGAAGGGAGAAAAAGGGAGCCGAGGGGACAAGGGCUCCAGGGGACCCAAGGGCUACAAGGGUGAGAAGGGCAAGCGCGGCAUCGACGGUGUGGAUGGCAUGAAGGGGGAGACAGGGUACCCCGGCCUGCCAGGCUGCAAGGGCUCGCCCGGACUGGACGGCGUUCAAGGACCUCCCGGGCCCAAGGGUGAUGCUGGUGCGUUUGGACUGAAAGGAGCAAAGGGUGAACCGGGAGCCGAUGGGGAGCCCGGGAGGCCGGGGGACACAGGGCCCCCUGGAGAUGAGGGCGAGCCCGGUGAGCCUGGUCCCCCUGGAGAGAAGGGAGAAGCUGGCGACGAGGGAAACUCAGGGCCUGACGGUCCCCCCGGAGACAGGGGCGGCCCUGGGGAAAGGGGACCACGGGGGACGCCAGGCGUGCGGGGCCCUAGAGGAGACCCGGGCGAAGCUGGACCCCAAGGUGACCAGGGACGAGAAGGCCCUGUCGGCGUCCCCGGAGACCCGGGUGAGGCUGGCCCCAUCGGACCUAAAGGAUACCGAGGAGAUGAGGGCCCUCCGGGGCUGGAGGGCCCCAGAGGAGCCCCAGGGCCUGCAGGACCCCCCGGAGACCCCGGGCUCAUGGGCGCAAGGGGAGAAGACGGCCCCCCCGGAAAUGGCACCGAGGGCUUCCCCGGCUUCCCGGGCUAUCCGGGCAGCAGGGGCCCUCCUGGGAUAAACGGCACUAAAGGCUAUCCCGGCCUCAAGGGGGACGAAGGAGAAGCUGGAGACCCUGGAGAGGACAACACUGAAAUUUCACCCCGUGGUGUCAAAGGAGCGAAGGGGUAUCGGGGCCCCGAAGGCCCUCCGGGACCCCCAGGACUCCCAGGACCACCAGAGAUGGACGAGUGCGAGAUUCUGGACAUCAUCAUGAAAAUGUGCUCUUGCUGUGAGUGCAAGUGCGGCCCCAUCGACAUCCUCUUCGUGUUGGACAGCUCGGAGAGCAUCGGCCUGCAGAACUUUGAGAUCGCCAAGGACUUCAUCGUCAAGGUCAUCGACCGGCUGAGCAGGGAUGAGCUGGUCAAGUUUGAGGCCGGGCAGUCGCACGCGGGCGUGGUGCAGUACAGCCACAACCAGAUGCAGGAGCACGUGGGCCUGAGCGACCCCAACAUCAGGAAUACCCAGGAGCUCAAGGAAGCCAUCAAGAAGCUGCAGUGGAUGGCGGGGGGCACCUUCACGGGCGAGGCUCUGCAGUACACCCGGAGCCGGCUGCUGCCGCCCACCCAGAACACCCGGAUCGCCUUGGUCAUCACGGACGGCCGCUCAGACACCCAGAGGGACACCACCCCCCUCAGCGUGCUCUGCGGCCCUGACAUCCAGGUGGUCUCCGUGGGCAUCAAGGACGUGUUUGGCUCCAUCGCGGGUUCCGACCAGCUCAAUGUCAUUUCCUGCCAAGGCCUCGCACCCCAGGGUCGGCCCGGCAUCUCACUGGUCAAGGAGAACUACGCAGAACUGCUGGAGGAUGCCUUCCUCAAGAACAUCACCACACAGAUCUGCAUAGACAAGAAGUGUCCAGAUUACACCUGCCCAAUCACCUUCUCCUCCCCGGCCGACAUCACCAUCCUGCUGGACGGGUCGGCCAGCGUGGGCAGCCACAACUUUGACAUCACCAAGCGCUUUGCCAAGCGGCUGGCUGAGCGCUUUCUGACGGCACGCCGGAAGAACCCAGCCCACGAGGUGCGGGUCUCGGUGAUGCAGUACAGCGGCACGGGGCAGCAGCAGCCGGAGCGCGCGUCCCUGCAGUUCCUGCAGAACUACACGGUGCUGGCCAGCACCAUCGACAGCAUGGACUUCAUCAACGAUGCCACCGACGUCACCGAUGCUCUCAGCUACGUGACCCGCUUCUACCGCGAGGCCUCGUCGGAGGAGGUCAAAAGGAGGCUGCUGCUCUUCUCAGACGGCAACUCGCAGGGGGCCACAGCGGCGGCCAUCAAGAAGGCCGUGCAGGAGGCCCAGCGGGCGAACAUCGAGGUCUUCGUGGUGGUGGUGGGCAAGCAGGUGAACGAGCCCCACAUUCGCGUCCUGGUCACGGACAAGACGGCCGAGUACAACGUGGCCUAUGGCCAGCGCCACCAGUUCCGCGUGCCCAGCUACCAGAAGCUGCUUGGCGGCGUCUUCUACCAGUCGGUGUCCAGGAAGGUGGCCAUGGGCUAGCAGGCGGCUCUCCUCACUGCUGUGGAGUAAAAUGUGACGGGAUCCUCCCGACCAGCCCACUAGCUAGAGUUUUUAAAGGAGAACCUUGAAAAGCCGCUCUGUGUUUGCCCACCCCUCCCCGCGGGUGUCUGCACCCCUCCCACUGCCAGUUAGCGUCCUGUCCUGUCCCCAUUCCCUGUGGGCCCGGUCCCAACCCAGGCACAGUCCUGAGGCCUCAUUUCGCUCUCCUUCUGGGGGAUCAGCUGCGCACCGCCCCCUCCUCCCCCCACUGCCCUCCCACCUUUUCCCUCUGAUCCUGCAGGACUCUCCACUCGGCAUUUCACUCACACUUAAUGUCAACCCCACUAGUCAAUCAUGGGAGGUGGUGACUGCGUUUCACUUUUGAAACCGAGAACUCGGGGCAGUAGACGUGGCGACCACAUCGCCAGAGACGGGAGGAAAAUGGUGACUUCUCGACCCUGCGCCCUAGCCAACCCCAGAACAAGGUGCUACCCUGCCAACUCCAUGUGUGCAGAGGCCUGGGCCCCGGACGUCUGCUGGCACAAAGCGAUGUCUUUCACUAAAAACAAAGUAAAGCUCCUUUUUCUCAAGGGAGAGAUCGGUUCUGCAUCCUCUUGAAGACCCUCUUUAUUUGUUAGUUUUAUUUUUCCUCCUUCCUGUGUUUUUCUCACUGUGUCCAUGUCAGUGACGUUUCCAAAUAAAGGUUUUUACUCUUCUC